This is a messenger RNA of Gekko japonicus, 1590 nucleotides long. RefSeq names its product zinc finger protein OZF-like. The annotation marks the transcript as partial. The transcript has 4 exons. Gene Ontology annotation, cellular component: nucleus. NCBI's taxonomy places the organism in Eukaryota, Metazoa, Chordata, Lepidosauria, Squamata, Gekkonidae. Gene Ontology annotation, biological process: regulation of transcription by RNA polymerase II. The record is from RefSeq and is a predicted model, not a curated record. Gene Ontology annotation, molecular function: DNA-binding transcription activator activity, RNA polymerase II-specific; RNA polymerase II cis-regulatory region sequence-specific DNA binding.
AUGCAGCUGCAGGGGGAAGCCCCGCCGCCGGAUCCUGGGAAGGUUUACUCGCAAGAGGAGGUGUCCGUCGAUUUCACUGAGGCAGAGUGGGCCCUGCUGGAUCCGGGGCAAAGAGCUCUGUACAGGGAAGUCAUGCUGGAGAACUAUAGGAAUGUGCAUAGCAUUGGCCUUCUUUAUUGCAGUCACACACUGUCUCGACAUUUUCAAGAUGGAAGACAGAAUAAUCUACAUAUUUUAAAUCAAAGGAUAAUAAGGGCAAGAAAAUCCAUUUGGUGUAAAAAGUACUUCACAAACAGAUCACAGCUCUUUGUACACCAAAUAAUACACAGAGUCAAGAAACCUUUUGAAUGCUCAGAGUGUGGAAAGAGAUUCAGUCACAGUGGCAAUCUUCAGAAGCAUCAAAGAACCCACACAGGGGAGAAACCUUUUGAAUGCUCAGAGUGUGGAAAGGGAUUCAGUCAGAGUGACGGUCUAAAACUGCAUCGAAGAACCCACACAGGGGAGAAACCUUUUGAAUGCUCAGAGUGUGGAAAGAGAUUCUCUCAGAGUUCCAAUCUUCUACUUCAUCGAAGAACCCACACAGGGGAGAAACCUUUUGAAUGCUCAGAGUGUGGAAAGAGAUUCAGUCACAGUGGUGGUCUUCAAGUGCAUCGAAGAACUCACACAGGGGAGAAACCUUUUGAAUGCUCAGAGUGUGGAAAGAGAUUCAGUCAAAGUGGCAGUCUUCAGAAACACCAGAGAACCCACACAGGGGAGAAACCUUUUGAAUGCUCAGAGUGUGGAAGGAGAUUCAAUCAGAGAGGCCAUCUUCAACAACAUCGAAGAACCCACACAGGGGAAAAACCUUUUGAAUGCUCACAGUGUGGAAAGAGAUUCAGUGAAAGUGGUAGUGUUCGGAUUCACAAAAGAACCCACACAGGGGAGAAACCUUUUGAAUGCUCACAAUGUGGAAAGAGAUUCAGUCACAGUGGCAACCUUAAACUGCAUCGAAGAACCCACACAGGGGAGAAACCUUUUGAAUGCUCAGAGUGUGGAAAGAGAUUCACCGACAGUGGUAGUGUUCGGAAGCACCAGAGAACCCACACAGGGGAGAAACCUUUUGAAUGCUCACAGUGUGGAAAGAGAUUCAGUGAAAGUGGUAGUGUUCGGAUUCACAAAAGAACCCACACAGGGGAGAAACCUUUUGAAUGCUCACAAUGUGGAAAGAGAUUCAGUCAUAGUAGCACUCUUCAGAUACAUCAGAGAACCCACACAGGGGAGAAAUCUUUUGAAUGCUCAGAGUGUGGAAGGAGAUUCAGUCAGAGAGGUCAUCUUCGAGAACAUCAAAGAACCCACACAGGGGAGAAACCUUUUGAAUGCUCAGAGUGUGGAAAGAGAUUCCGUCAGAGUGGCUAUCUUCUACUGCAUCAGAGAAUCCACACAGGGGAGAAACCUUUUGAAUGCUCAGAGUGUGGAAAGAGGUUCAGUCACAGUGGCAAUCUUCUUAUGCAUCAGAGAACCCACGCAGGGGAGAAACCUUUUGAAUGCUCAGAGUGUGGAAAGAGAUUCAAUCAGAGUGGCCAUCUUCUAAAGCAUCAGAGAACCCACACA